CUUAUAAAAAAGUUGUGAUUUCAAAAUUUACUCUUUGGUAUUAAAAAUUUCGGGUCAAAAUUUACCGCAUUAAUUAGAAAACCAAAAUUCGUCAUAAUGUUCAGACAGACACAUCUAUUCAAUCGUUUAAAUAAAAUACGAAAUCUAAGAAGUAAUAACUUUUCUCUAACACCUCCCAUUAAAAGGAGAGACUUCCUACAUCCAGUAAAAGCACAGCGAGCAGACGUAGAAUAUAAUUUUUGCAAGUCGUCGUAUAUAAAACAAUCGGCAACCCAAUCCAUCGUUAAGGAUCUUGCCGAGUUAGGAAACCGUCAAAUGCAAACGAAAGAUUUGCGUCAACAACCAAUUCGAUGGACGGAGGAAAAACUCGCUUAUAGAGCUAAGAUAAAAACUGGAGAAAUUGUAGAGGCACUGCACAUGCAACGAGAUGAAAAACUUGGCUUAGUUCAAAGCCAGCAGAAAAAUAACAUGCCCUCUGACAAUAAAGUGACUUCCAACAAGGUUGGUGGCAGUGCUAUUAUUUAUCUCCCGGAUGGCAGAGAUUCUCGUACGACAAAGGAUUCAAAGAUAUCAGCUGUGGCAAAGGAAGCCUUCAAUGAAGUAGUUAACGAAUCAAAUAACCAAGAAAACUAUUUGCCCUAUCAGCAGAGAAUGAAAAAUUUCGAGAAUACAAAAUUAAUGUCGGCGAGAGAGUUCAAAGAAUUAGAGUUGAUGUUAUCUCCUAAGAUUAUUACAAUGACACGUUUUUAAUUUGAAUGGAACUAAAGGCAAAUCGCACUUACUUUUCAUUAAUCAAAAAUUAUUGUUAGUCAAACGUGUAGUUCUAACGAUAUGAUUUUGAAAGAAAGACUACCUAAAUUAGACAUGUAAUGUGCAGAAUAACUAUUGCCUAUGUAAACAGUAUUAGAACUAUUGAAAUACUAAUUGGAUAAUGGACAAGAGUACGAGAUACGGCCUAAUUAUCAUAGGUUGAAAAUUGUUUUGUUCAUUCAAUUCAGCUAAAUGAACAUACUAAUCCGAAUGAACAGGACUGAGAUCUCUCUUUUGUGCACAACAUCAUUAUAAGCGUGACAUAACGUACUGAAGCUAUACAAUCCAUAUUGUUAUUGUAACACUGAUUUUCAAUUGGGUCUUCAACGAACGGAAACUAUAUUGCUUGGAAAAAAUAUCUCCCUCUUAAUGCAUAUAAGAAACCCAUUUAUUCAUAAGGAGAUUUCUCGCUCACAACGAUACAGCGAUACUUAUUGCUUGGAUGGCGUUAGCAAACUUUAACUCCAUGUAAUUCCUCCGUUUUACGACCUAAUUAUCUUAGGUUGAAAAUAGUUUCGUUCAUGGAAUUCAGCUAAAUGUUUCUUAUAUGCAUGAUUUUGAAACUGCUAAUGAUUGUCAAAUUUGGAAAGAACAUAACUAAAAAUCUAUCUUUUAUGCACAACAUAAUCAUCAUAAGCGCAGCAUAAUGUACUGAAACUAUACAAUCCAUAUUGUUAUUGUAACACGGAUUCUCAACUGGAUCUUCAACGAACUGAAAUUAGAUUGCUUGGAAAAAAUGGGAGAUAUUUUUUAAUUAAGAAACUCCAUUUAUUCAUGAGCAAAUCUCUCGCUCACAACGAUACAGCGAUACUUAUCGCUUCAACGGCGGCAGCAAACGUUUGAUCUGUUAAUUUUGUACAAUAUGGUUUUGUUGUUAUGGAUCUAAAACACAGAGGUUUAAUUUAACACUAUGGAUAUAAAUAAGAUUUGGUGCUAUACAGCAUGUAAUGGCUACUAAAAUAUGAUUGAAUCAAUUGCAAUUAUUUAUAAAAAAAAAAUGGAUAAAUACUUAAAAGUAUUAUAUAUGGAACAUUAUGAAAUAU
Teleopsis dalmanni is the source of this 1853-nucleotide messenger RNA. RefSeq lists its product as uncharacterized. The coding region runs from base 97 to 750 and encodes 217 amino acids. NCBI's taxonomy places the organism in Eukaryota, Metazoa, Arthropoda, Insecta, Diptera, Diopsidae. The record is from RefSeq and is a predicted model, not a curated record. The transcript is spliced from 10 exons.